Exophiala bonariae is the source of this 2328-nucleotide messenger RNA. RefSeq lists its product as uncharacterized. Bases 1 to 2328 code for a protein of 775 amino acids. The transcript has 3 exons. NCBI's taxonomy places the organism in Eukaryota, Fungi, Ascomycota, Eurotiomycetes, Chaetothyriales, Herpotrichiellaceae. Gene Ontology annotation, molecular function: UDP-N-acetylglucosamine-lysosomal-enzyme N-acetylglucosaminephosphotransferase activity. The record is from RefSeq and is a predicted model, not a curated record. Gene Ontology annotation, cellular component: Golgi apparatus. Gene Ontology annotation, biological process: carbohydrate phosphorylation; N-glycan processing to lysosome.
AUGAACCUUCCUUUAGAUGGCAGGCGGUGGGAGCGCAAGAACUCGCAGACCUGGCGCAACCCUCGACUUGUGCAACGGCAAUGGAAUAGGGAGUGGCCCGAGGAUGAGAGGCCCACUAUUGCCUUGACUCAAGGUCGCAGGUCGAUCGAUCAAGAUUAUGCGUUACCUGUUGAGCGAGUACAAGAGGUCGAGUCCGGCUUCAACCACAAAAUCGAGAACCAAAACAGCAUUGAACAGGAUGUUGAAGAGAAGGACUCGGAUGAAAAUGUCGAGAGACUACCCAGUGAUCCUCCUAUCCGAAUCUCAGAUGAGAAUGGUGACUCCCUUCAAGACGAUGCAAAAUCAUCACCGAACCCCCGUGUCAAGCCGGAUCCGGACCUACCAUCUGGACCGGAAGUCCUCCUGAUUCCAGGUGAUCCUAUUGAAGACACACGAGAGGAGCCACAACAUGCGGAGGUACUGGCAGAAAGCCUACCUAUGGGUCGAGUGGAAGUUCAAGCAAAUUUGAAUCCAGAAACGGAGAAGGAGCCAUUGAUUUCAUCGCCGGAUCAACCCGCGAAGGAGAAGGUCAUGGAAUCCGAACCCCUCGACCAUCUGACAUUGGAAGAGAAGGCAGAUAGUCUACCGGAGAUCAUUCACAUUCCCUUCGAGGACGCCAUCAAAGACGACGUGCUCCAGGGGUGGGAGGACCGUUGGAUCUCCGAGGCUUUGUAUGAUGUCAAGAAAUGGGGAAAGUUGGAUGAGAUCAAGAUAGAUUUCGUCUAUCUCUGUGAGACUAUAUUAUCAUUCCUGAGAAAGUCAUGGCUAACCUAUGCAGGGGUGAAUGGCUCACAGGAAGAAUUUCAGAAGACCAAAUAUCCAUACGAACUGAACUCGGUACUGAAUGACGAAGAUGGGCACUGGAUCAACUCACACGGAGUCAAUCGUUAUCGAGACUGGGACGAAUUGCGGUACUCUCUCCGGAGCGUUGAACAGCAUGCAUCCAGUUUUCGCAACAAGAUACAGAUUGUGGUCAACUCGGUGGAGGGCACCCCAGAAGGAAAGCAAGUCCCAACUUGGUUGAACGACAAAGACCACACCAAAGAAGUUGUCCAGGUCUUGUCACAGGAGGAGUUUUUCGAUCGCGAAAAACACGCCUGCCUUCCGACAUUCAACUCGCUGACCAUUGAAAACCAACUCUUCAACACGCCGUCGGACACGGAUUAUUUGUACGCCCUCUCCGACGACAUGCUGUUGGGUAAGACGCAUUCGGCAUCGGAUAUUCACUCGCCACUCUUUGGGGCUGUCAUGGGUUUCAAGACCAACUCGUACAGCGCCACAUCACCACCGACCGAGGUGGAUGCACAUCGAUUUGGAGAAAAGCCGUUCCUGAUCUACACUUCGUGGUUGCUGAACCGUCGAUUUGGGAUACGGAAGCGCAAAGGACAAGGUCAUUUUGGACAUGCCCUGUCUCGGAGCAUCAUGCGUGAAGCUAUCUCUUCCUUUCCCGGCCCGGAGCUUCAGAGUGCGUGUAAGCGAUUCCGUGGAGAGCCUGGAUUUCAGUUGUAUUCCUGGUAUGUGACGUUCCAUUACCUCAUGGAACGACAUCGUGAGGCUCUACUCUGGAGUUAUAUCAUGCUACGAAGUGAUGUGGACGGAGAUGGGAAUCUGUCUUGGGAAGAGAGACAAACGAUCAUGCAAGAUUUGGAGAUGGGAAUGACGAACGAAGGCAAGACGACUUACCGCAAACGUAACUUUUACCACGUGUCUCAAAUGCUUCAGAAAGCUGGGUUGGAGCCGCCGAAAGUCAACACGGACAUUCUUUGGACCUCGCUGGAUGGACCGCAAACGAUACAAAACCUCGACUGCAUUGAAUUUGACGUCAACGAAUGCCUGGCACCAGGAUUCUCAAUCUCGUCAACAGACGCGCGCAACAAGAAUCCGGUUUUCUCGACCUCUAAUGUGUUUGAUCGACUGGCCAGACAGGAACCCAAAUGUGGAGAUUGUCUUCUCAAGUUGGUCUUGAACAAGACACCCAAAGGCUUGUCGCCGCUGCUCCCGCGAGCAGACACGCAACAGGAGCAGCGAGAAAUGGUGAUCAAGGCGGUAAUGCGCUACCGAUAUACCAUCAGCAACCCAGACGCAUUGUUUGUGAUGGUCACCGAUGCGGAGCAAGUUGACAGCACGUUGGUGAGUCGGUAUGUUCGAUCCAAGAAGGAACUGGCGGGACAAUUGUGCUUGAACGACGAUGUCUCAACGAGUGAUGCUCUAGAAUUGGCGGACGUGAAGGAAGCCAUGACGGAACUAUAUGAGGGAUUGUUCCCCGAAUCCAGUCCGUAUGAAAAGUGA